AUGGCUGAAAGUUUCUCAAAUGAAUAUCCACUGGGCUCUCCUCUAGCACACAUUAAAAUGUGUGUAUACCAUGGAUUACGUAUUGAUAUUAUAUGUGAGGACUGUGAUGAAUUUAUUUGUUCCAAGUGUGCCAAAACAGAUCAUAGAGAUCACGAAUGGAACACUUUAUCUACAGCAGCCACCAAAUGGAGGAGAGAUCUGCUUACAUUGCUGACAAAGAUUAAGGAGGAGGAUCUGCCUGGGAUUGAUGAGAAGAUAUCAAAACAGAUCACAGAAAAUAAAGAACUCUGUGAUUCUGAGAUUAAAAAGGUAGAGAAGCAUUAUGAUGAGAUGAUGGCCAGAAUGACUGAAAUCAAAAAACGCAAUGAAAAAUCACUGAAAGACAACUUGGUUAGAAAAAAUGAUCAACUGAAUCAUGUGAAAUCCGAGUUAGAAAAAAAGAGGAAAGGAAUUGUUCAUACUGUGGAAUUCAUGGAGGAGAACAACAGCACCAUGUCAGAUUACAGCUUGAUUUACAACAUCAGAGAAAUGACAAAAAUGCUGUCUGAAUUAGAGGCUCAUGUGACAAACUGUGAAUAUUCAGUGCGGUACAUUCGAGGUGAAAUCAAUGAUGACUUAUUUGAAUCUUUGGUUGGAAAAACUUUGGAUUUAGAUGACAUUGGUGUGACUCAAAUAAACGCAUUUCAAUAUGGUAGUCAAAUUAUACAAUUAUUAGGGACAUUAAGUGAAGACCAAUGUUACAUAAAUGAGUUAAAUUCAAAAUAUAUAGAAAAAGUCAAUCAGCAAGGCAUAAAAGAACCUAAAAUUAGAAUUAAACCUAAUGGUAUGUCUGUAGCUGAUAACGGUGAUGUAUAUUUCAGUGAUGAUGAUAAUUAUUCCAUUGGUUAUCUGUCACCAUCAGGAUCUGUCUCUACAGUCAUCAGUACAGAUCCACUGCUUCCAAUGGGAAUGUGUCAGUCAUUGGACAGUGGACUACUGGUCACUUUGAGAGACAAUGUAUCCGAUAUUUACGAAUUAGAGUCACGGAGCAGACGUCUAGUGAGACACAUCACAUUGACAGGUGAUGUCGUCCAUGAGUAUGAGUACCAGGAGGACGGUCAGACCAGACUUUUUACAUUGCCAGACAGAGUCACACAAAAUAAUAAUGGUGAUAUCUGUGUUGUGAACCAUACAAAUCUAAUUACAGGUGAACUAGUGAUUAUGCCUCCCUCUGGUCGCAUGAAGUCUGUCUACCGUGGACAGAACGUGACAAAGAACUUUGAUCCAGCUGAUGUAGUGUGUGACUCCCUCUGUAACAUCCUUGUUACUGUGAUUAGCAACAAACAGAUCCAUCUGCUGAAUUCUGAAGGGGAGUUCUUAAAGUUCUUACUGACAGACAAUGAAGUGACCUCUCCAUACGCACUGUCCCUGUACAACUCUACACUGUGGGUGGGAUACUGGAAAGGAUUUGUCAAAGUGUUUGAAUACAGAAUGUAA
This is a messenger RNA of Saccostrea echinata, 1476 nucleotides long. RefSeq lists its product as uncharacterized. Bases 1 to 1476 code for a protein of 491 amino acids. The record is from RefSeq and is a predicted model, not a curated record. Gene Ontology annotation, biological process: positive regulation of DNA-templated transcription. The transcript has a single exon. Gene Ontology annotation, molecular function: ubiquitin-protein transferase activity; zinc ion binding. Lineage: Eukaryota; Metazoa; Mollusca; Bivalvia; Ostreida; Ostreidae. Gene Ontology annotation, cellular component: nucleoplasm; chromatin.